AUGAGGAAUGGUGUUUCAGAAAAUCAGAGAGACAGGGAUUCGAAUAAUUUACCAGCAGUUACAUUUCACGAUGAAAGUUGUUUCUCCCGGACAUGGCGAUAUACGUUAGCCAUAUUCCUGUCUCUGGUCGUAGGACUGGGGGCAGGGUAUUUCGUAGGACGUGUAAUCCACACCGAGAGGGAUGACACGGCAUCCUAUAGUCACCCCUACCCUCUCCUUGGACGGAGGGAUCCACCGUCGGUAUUCUCCCCACUUUCAAUGGAUGAAAUGAAAUCUAUUCUAGACUAUUGUCUAGAGACAAAUAUCACAAAAAAGUAUCACCCUAAAGCAAAAUUAUUAAUACCAUUUUUGAAAAGGAACAAAAUAAUAAGCCUUUCCGUUAUGAUUCCGAGUAAGGAAGCGGUGCUGUCUUAUCUGGACGAAAAUGGACCUUACCCUGGGAGAUACGCAAGAGUUUACGUGGACAAGGCACAGGAAGUUCCUCCAUAUUUCGUUGAAUAUCAGAUAGGACCAUUACGACAGCCAAAAAUGACACACAAAGUUUUACGUAUUGUUACCAACCACGAGCGUCGACCUCGCAGCUCCCAGGAAGCGUUAACAGUCCAAAGUGUGGCGUCAUUGGAAUUUUCGAAAUUGAAUGAUCUGUUUAUGAAAUGUUUCGAUGGUGGUUCAGUGAGCGCUGUACACCAUAAUGAUAAAAGUUUACGCGUCUUUGUUUCCUCGGUGAGUUCUCAGAAAGGACGAAAGUCUGUUGUGUUCCUUGGUAUUCCUGGAAGACUUUCCACCUCCGAUAUUCUCCCUAUUUCUGCGACCGUAUCCCAUGCAAGUCUCGACUGGGAGGAAUGGAAAGUUCAUGACAUAUUCUUCUUCCGCCAAGGCCCCUUUGUAAGUGUGGAUGAACUGUUGGAUGCAUAUAAUAAUGGGAGUCUUACAUUAUUUACUUUGCCUAAAGGAUAUAUUGAUCAUAUUAAAACUUCUCGAGAUUAUAGCAAGAAAAGUAACCAACCACUGCGUAAAAAUGCGUCGAAAAGACCUCCAAAGACUGUCGAACCACAGGGACCAAGAUAUAAAGUGACAGAUUAUCUUGUUGAGUGGAUGGGUUGGUCAUUAGAACUAUCGAUGAACAACUAUCACGGACCAUCUAUUUUCAACAUUCGCUACAAAGGAGAACGAAUAGUUUACGAGAAUUCGUUAAACGACAUAACCCUUCUCUACUCGUCCUUGAACCCUGGAGCAGGUUCAACUUUGACAGUUUUGAGCGACAUGAUAUUUCGUCUGGGUAGUUUUCCGAAUAUCAUUCAGAGUCUUGACUGUCCUGAGCACGCUACUAUACUGAAUGUUACAACAUUUAGUGAAGGAAGACAAAUUCCCUCCCUUAGAGAAGGCAUCUGUGUGUUCGAAGCUGAUGGACAACGCCCAUUGUGGCGGCAUAAUGGGCGUAUUAACAGCGGCAUGAACGAUAACUAUCUUAAUAUCCGCAUCCCACUAGGGCUUGGGAACUAUGAUUAUAUGAUUGACUUCCAGUUUCAUCUUGACGGAAAGAUAUGGACGUACGCAACUGCCUAUGGGAGUUUGUAUACGGCUUUCUGGUUUAAAGAUGAUGACACGGUUGGCUCUAAAAAAUCAAGGACCCAAUUUGGCAACAGAGUUGCAGAGCAUUCAAUGGGAAGUAUCCACGAUCAUCUCUUUGCAUUUAAGGUCGAUAUUGACGUAGCUGGGCGUACUAAUACAUUUGAAAAGAUACAUUGGAGAGGAGGGACGAUAUCAGAGGCCAUUAGAAGUCAGACGAACAGAAGAUCGUCAGAUAUACCCGGUGUUACCUCCAAAUUUACAAGAUAUUUAGAGUAUGAAACAUUAAGUAAAGAAAAAGGUUUAGUGGUAGAAUCUAAACCAGUAGUUUGGUCGAUAAUUAACGAGAAUAAGCAAAAUAAAUGGGGGAACUUUCUUGGCGUGAAAAUCGAACACACUCAAGAGUAUCAGGAAGUGCUUCCUCCGGAUCAUCCAGCGCUUAUUGCUCUUCCUCAUAUGAAAUACAACUUAGCGGUGUCAAAACACCAUGAUGAUGAACAGUUCAUUGACUCUUUUCAAUACGACAAACAAAGACUCCAUGACCCAAUUCAUAAUUUAGAAAGUUUUCUUGAUGACGAAGACAUCGUCAACUCUGACCUGGUCACGUGGAUCUCCGUACACUUUCUUCACCUCCCAAGUGCUGAAGAUUUCCCCAUGACAACUGGAGCGACACGUGGAUUUUUAAUCCAACCAAUGAAUUUUUUUGGGGAGACGGCUACCUUUGACAUGCCACAAUACGAUAUUUAUAAAAAUGGGACAAUUGUGAAUGACCCGUAUUCUAUACACAAACACCAUUAUGUCUUGCCGGACGACAUCGACCGUCCGGAUUAUGCUUAAGUACAUAAAUACAACCUUAACGUUUUAACCGAAACAAAUUGCUAAUGCGUUUUUCAAAUCCAGAAAAAGAAUCAAUUAUUGAAUGCAUUAGGAAUGCAAAUAUUUCAUUCAAUAAUGAAAAAGGAUGUUCUACCAUGACCAGAAGUUCUGAGUAUGGGCAGUAGUUAUGCAUUGUGCUAAACA
This is a messenger RNA of Saccostrea cuccullata (small rock oyster), 2589 nucleotides long. RefSeq names its product membrane primary amine oxidase-like. Gene Ontology annotation, cellular component: plasma membrane. Gene Ontology annotation, biological process: amine metabolic process. The record is from RefSeq and is a predicted model, not a curated record. Gene Ontology annotation, molecular function: copper ion binding; quinone binding; primary methylamine oxidase activity. NCBI's taxonomy places the organism in Eukaryota, Metazoa, Mollusca, Bivalvia, Ostreida, Ostreidae. The transcript has 2 exons. Bases 1 to 2406 code for a protein of 801 amino acids.